AUGGCUGGCAGCCGAAGCAAGCACAUCAAGGCAGAGCCUGGCCUUCAUGCACCAAACCGUACCGCCACGCCUCCUCGGCCCUCCAACUCGAGGACUCCGGCCGCCGUCACCCCCCGGUCCGCCAUACCAAACCGACCGGCUCCUUCCGCCGCGUCUAGCUCCGUCGUCUCGCCCGAUCCAAGGCGAGCUCAGCGAUCGGCUGCCCCAACGGUGACUACCGCAUAUGCUGGUCAGCACCAGUCCGAGACAGGGGAGGAUGUCAUGUUAAUGGAAGUACGGCCCAGGACUUUCAAGGAGGACCCCGAGGCCAAUGUCCACCAUAGCCUCCAUGUGCCCGAGGCAGGCGACAUUGACAAGAACCUGAAGGACAUCGGCCAGCAUCUGAAGAGUUUCAAUGACACCCUGGGCUCCCUUCAGUCCCUCGGCAUCCACCAUGACACUCCGCUACCUGAGCUCAUCCUCGUCGGCGACCAGUCCUCGGGCAAGUCCAGCCUGAUGUCGGCUAUCUCUCAGAUCAUACUGCCCCGGAGCGACGGCGUUUGCACUCGCUGCCCCGUUCACAUUCGCCUGUCGAGUGACACGACAUGGCGGUGCCGCGUGUCGCUUCAGCAGGACUACGCCUAUCGUCCGCCCAACGACGAGCCCAUCACCGAGGCCGACGUCACAGACCACAACCCAUUCCCACCUUGGCUUAAGCAGACGAGGGAGACAAAGGAAUUUAAGAUGGUCUACAACAAGACAGAUCCAAUCGACGAAAUAGUUCGGUGGGCCCAGAUAGCUAUUCUCAACCACAACCGCAACUUUACCCAGUACGUGCCCAAGGACUGGGACCUGCGGUCCGCGCAAGAAAGAGAGCCAGAAUAUGAGGCCCGCCGUCUGGCAGAAGCCGAGCUCACCACUGAGGCCAAGUUCAGCCCAAAUACUGUGGCUAUCGAGGUCAAAGGCCCUGGCCUGCCGGACCUCUCCUUUUACGACAUGCCUGGUGUUUUCCGAAACGCCAAGCACGAGGAGGAUCAGUUCCUGGUCAAGGUGGUUGAGAAUCUAGUUCGCGAGUACAUCUCUCAUGAAAAGGCCAUCAUCUUGUGGGCUGUGCCCAUGAACCAUGACCCCGAGACGUCCUCCACGUACGCCCUCAUACGGAACGUUCGGGCUCAGCAACGCACCAUUGGUGUCAUGACCAAGGCCGACCUGCUUCCACGUGGUGGCCACCACCAGUGGUUGGAGAUGCUGGCCGGUCAGCAACACCAAGUUGGCCGCGGAUACUUCAUAACCUCGCGUGCGCCUCCGUCACUCCAGAACGGAGAUGGUCAUGAGCUGCAGCGUCGAGAUCGCCAGAGUCUCCGGGAUGAGCAUGCUGCCGAGGAGGCCUUCUUCAACCGUGCCACUGGAAGUUGGCCAGAGGAAUUUGGACCAUUUGACGAGCGUUGCGGUAUCGACCAGCUAGUUAAGUUUCUUGCACAGUCCCUCGCGCAAGAGUUCGCCAGGAACCUCCCCGACCUCGAGAAGAAGCUCCACAAGAAGCUCAGCUUGGCUAAGGACCAGCUGGCUCGAUUACCUGACAUGCCUGCAAACCCUGAAUACGAAGUACGCAGGAGUCUGCUCAAAUUCACCCAAGAAUUCCAGUCGCGUCUGAAGAGCAAGAUGUUCCUGUCCUCAUGGGCCAAGAUCGCGGAGACGUUUAGAAUCAAGGUGAUUGAUCUCAAGCCGCGCUACCGAGUGAUGCCCGAAGGCUUCGCGAUCGACAGGCCAAUCGGCUCGGGCGCCAGUGACAGGGACUCGGUUUUCAGUGUUAACAACUCACCAAGCCUCUCUGUAAAGCGCAACCGGCAGGUGUUCGAUCUGACGAACGACGCCGUUUCCACUCCCUCUGCUCAGCGACGCAGAGGCGAGAACGGCGCGAUCAAGGUUGAAGACACCAACAGUUCAUUCGUGACUGAGUUGCCAGCUCAAACGCCUGGUCACGCCUCUGGUCCAGGGUCAGACGCUGGUGGUAGGGUUCCUAGUAAGACUCUGGCUCAGAUCCGUAACCUGAUCCGUUCCGAGCGAGAGGCUGGAAAGCCUGGUGAGGUGCCGUAUGACGUGAUCGAAAAGCUGUGUGUUGAAGCCGUAACUACCUGGGAGGGACCUUUGCACAAGUUCUUGGACCACACGAUGACCCAGCUUCGGCGGGAGCUAGAUUCUUCUCUGAAUGAGUCGUUCAAGGACCUGCAAAAACGACAGGUUUACCGGGAUGCUAAGCGGCUGACUGGUGAGUGGCUCAAGGGGCACAAGCAGCGUAUCUUCGAGUACCUACACAGAAAUUACAAGAUGGAGACGGCUCAGGUCUACACCACCGAUGAUGAAUCCUUCCAGCGUCACCGUGGUCAUGAGACCCAAAUGCUACGUCGCACCCGACACUUUUACCGAUGGAAGGCCUACAACAACGAUACCUCUCAUGAGAGGUUAGAGGACUGGGGCAAGCUUAGUGCCGAAGCGCGCCGCAACGAAGAACAGCGAAUCCAGAAGGAGGAGCUCAAGCUCGGUGACGACGAGUACGCCACUGAACUCGACGUGGCCGCUCGCGUCAGGGGGUACUAUCUCACAGCCGCGAUGCGUUUCAUCGACGUGACUGCCAUGCAGUUCACAUCCGGCCUGUUCCCUGAGCUGAUCAGCGAUAUCGAGAUGCACCUCGACCACGAAAUGGGCCUGGCCGGCGGUCCGGCGCCGUACGACCCAGAUGUGUUUGUGCGCCUCAUGGAGGAGGAGCCCAGCACGGCGGCGAAAAGAACAGGCCUCAAGGCGUCUGUGGCGAGAUUCAACCGUGCGGUGGAAGAGAUUCGGGACCUGAACCAGACUGUUAUGCGGGCGUCGGCGAGUGCGCCACCGCACCAGGUGCUGGUCCAGGACCUCGAAAUGGAGGACGCAGAGAGCGAGGAUUUGUACGAUGAGGACGCGGAGAAGACUCCAGGCCAUCAAAUCCACCAGGUCUCUUCACCAAGUGAUCAACCUCUCCACAGCACGGACGACCAAGACGAGACAAUACAAGCGAUCCCGUGGUCCUACAAAUGGAUUGCCCUCCUGUGCAUCGUCUCCCUACCCAUCGGGCACACCUGGACAGGUUCGGCGCUGGGCCCUCUCAAAAACACGCUGCGCAAUGAGCUGGGCAUCAACAACGCGCAGUUCGGGGUCAUCAGCAGCGCCGACGCCUUCGUCAACACCGUCUUCCCCAUCAUCGGCGGCCUCCUGCUGGACUGGUGGGGGCCCAACCUGGUCACGCUGUGCUGCACUUCUGUCGUGUUGGUCGGCUCUGUCAUCUCGGCUGCCGGCGUGCAGGUCGGCCUCUGGAGAGUGCUUGUUGGCGGACAUGUGCUGAUGGGGUUUGGCAUUGCUGUGCUUGACUCCGCGACGCAGAAGUUCUUUUACCACUGGUUCGGGGCUUCUGGCCUCGCUUUCGCGUUCGGCCUCGAGAGCGCCAUAUCCAACACGGUCAGUCUCGUCUCAGGUAUGGUGGCCAUCCCCAUCCGCAAUGGGACUGGUUGGUACGGCUGGACGUUCUGGAUUCCCGUCUUCUUCUGUGGCUUCUCGCUAGCCGUCAACAUCGUAUACAUCCUCUUCGAGCGCCUCGCCAUACCGUCCCGCUUCAGGCUCACCUCCGGCCGCGCGCGCGCAAUCGCCCAGCAACAACAAGACCUGUCGGAGCGUCGCAGGUUCUCCUGGGCCGUGCUGUUCACCCUUCCGUGGGCGUACCUCAUGCUGCCGGCGACGCAGCUGCUACAGAGUGGCGCCGCCGGCGGCUUCAGCACGAGCUCGGCCGACAUCAUCUUCAUGAAGGGCUAUACGGAAGAGGUCGCCGGCUACCUGUCGACUGCGCAAAAGAUCCUACCCAUCGUGUUGAGCCCCGUUGUCGGCCUCGCCAUCGACAGGUACGGCCACCGGUUCCACUAUGUCGCGACGGCGCCGGUGCUUUGGAUCGUUGCGUGCUCGUUGUUGGGAUUCACUGACGUAAAUCCCACUGCUGCGCUGGUCUUCUCCAGCCUUGCGGGUGUGAUUAAUUCUAUGCCAUUGCAGAUUUGUAUCCCCUUGCUUGUUGCCGACCAAGCCAAAAUUGGUACAGCUUUUGGAAUGGAUGUUGUCUUCGGUGUACUCCAAGAUGAGACUGAAGGGAACGGCUAUUCCAAUGUGCUGAUCGCAGCAAUUGCCAUUAAGUCAUGGGCAUUCAUCCUUGGGCUGUCAUACAUCGUCAUCGACUACCGCUAUCUUGGAAAGGGAAUGACUCUUACCCGGAAGCAGAGAGAAGCCAGGGAGGCCCAGAUUGUAGACAAGGAGGCGGACCCGCUCACAAGACGGACGUCGAAGCCGUGGUUCACGGCUCUGACUUUCGGCCUGUUGAUCGCAAUUGUAGCAAGCGCUUGGGCUGUGUUUGUGAGAUAUCUGAUCUGA
Molecule: messenger RNA, 4419 nt
Organism: Diaporthe amygdali
Lineage: Eukaryota; Fungi; Ascomycota; Sordariomycetes; Diaporthales; Diaporthaceae
Product: dynamin family protein
Exons: 7
Coding region: 1-4419 (1472 amino acids)
Biological process (GO): transmembrane transport
Cellular component (GO): cytoplasm; microtubule; membrane
Molecular function (GO): GTP binding; GTPase activity; microtubule binding
Source: RefSeq, a predicted model, not a curated record